GGCAACCCGGUAAAUGUACAAAAAUCAAUCGAGGCAAAUCAAAUUCUGCUACUGCUGCCAAAAUUUUCAAUUUGAAAAAAUUCUAAAUAAAAAUUCUUUGCAAAAUUCGCUCAUCUUAUUAAAUUAAAACAUUUGUACAACAUGCUAAGGUCUUGUAAUAUAAAGUCGAGUUUUUAAUUGAAACAUUUGUGAAAAGUGAAGAGUUCAAAAAAACAAUUUAAAUAAAAAAGUGUAUGGAAAAACCGUCAAGUCGUAUUUGUGUUGAUUUUUUCACACCGCUCUUCUAUCAACGCAAAAAAACAACAUCAGCUUAAUAUUACUACAAUUACCAAGGCCGUCACCGUCAACGUUUCCGGGCAGCAUAAAAACAAUACAAUUUGAAGUCUUUAAUUUUAUUCAUUCACACAGCAAAAUUGAACGGGCCAUUGAUUUUUCACAAUUGUUUGAACAAACUGCUGGAAUUUACAGCGUUUGGAAGUGGUAGUGCGACAAAAGGCUGCUAAAAUGAGCGAAGAGGAGAACGAUAAAGUCACUUUGGAUCUCUCGCGUAAGCAAUUGAAGAAAGUGCCAAAGCAAGAAGAUGCACAAAACGUGCGUAUACUCAAACUAGAUGAGAAUGAACUGCAGAAGAUCGACAAUAUCGACUCUUAUUUGAAAAUUGAAGUUCUUUCCCUGAGUAAAAACCAGCUGCUACGCAUGUAUGGCGUCUGUCGUUUGCAUUGUCUGCGCGAAUUAAAUCUCUCAUUCAAUGGCAUACUCUCGAUUGAAGGACUAAAAGAUUGCAUACAUUUGCGGCAUUUGAAUUUGGAGGGCAAUAACAUUAAAACUAUUGAGCAUUUAAAUAAUAAUAUUAAAUUAGAAUAUUUAAAUUUGGCUGAGAAUAGUAUAGGCAGUAUAUCGGAUAUAUCGUUUUUGAAGAAUUUAAAGGAAUUAUAUCUGCAAGGCAACCGCUUAACGCAUCUCCGACAAUGUGAUAAAUAUUUACCCGUAUCCUUGGAAGUUUUAACAUUAGCAAAGAAUUCUAUUAACGAUUUAAAUGAGAUCUGCACGCUCUCCAAUUUAUCAAAUUUACAUAGUCUGACGUUGAAUGAGAAUCCAUGUGUCGUGAUGACCGGCAGUACAGAUGGCUUCGAUCAUCGUCCUUUCGUGUUGAAUUGGUGUAUGAGCUUAAAAGUGAUUGAUGGUUUUGUGGUCGAUCCCAUAGAGAGCCUCAAAGCAGAAUGGCUUUAUAGUCAGGGGCGUGGUCGACAAUUUCGCAUCGGUGAACAGGCUACUUUAGCCAAGUACUUAAGUUCUGUCUGUCCACUUAUUGGCAAGGCUUUAGAGAACGAGAAUGAACGCAAGCUACGUCUGAUACUCAGCAAAGCACAACAGCAUCAAAGACAAUUGCAAGAAGAAAUAUCGGAAAAUUCAAAUGCGUCCAGCAACAAUUCACCUUCUUCGUGUCGGCGAAAGACGAGCAGUCGCAUACAAUCGCCAAGAUUUUCGCGUUUAAGUGGGCGUCAAGGCUCACCUGACUCAAUGGUGAAUAGCUAUCAUGGCAAUACUUCAAGUGAAACGAUUACGAACAAUGUAAAUCACACCGCACCGAUGACCACCUCUUUGAUAGAGAAUAUCAAACAUGAUUCGCUGCUAAUGUCACAAAGCUGUGAUGGCACAACAACCGGCGGCGGUGGCAGUAACAUAAAUACACGCGCGAAUAAUUCGCAGGAAUCUACGCCACGCACGAUAACACCAAAUCCUUAUAAUGAUCAAAAUUACACAAAUAUGCCCGUGAACGUGGGUGGUCCCUUGGCCGCGGCCUCCAAAAUGGUGCCUGUGCCAGAGACGCUUAUGAGUCCGGACGUUUGUCCCGCCGCUGUGGCGCAACGCGUCACCGUCAACGCCAUCAAUACGCAAAUGCAAAAUUCGAAAACACACAAAAACAAAGAUAAUAAACUCAAUUCACCGAAGAUGCGUAGUCCACACUUGAGACGCAAUACGGAACGCUAUAGUCCCAAUAUGAGUCCGCGGCGCGGCAGUAGCGCUUCAAAUUUGGCGCUGCAACAUAAUAACGUAUCGAAUUUGAAUCGCGCAGUGGCGGCGCAUGCGCAAACGCAAGUGGAUAAUCAAAUGAAAUCGCGUUUAACGGGCAAUUCGAUGCAUGUGGUGGCGCUGGAUACCGGUUCGGGCGGCUUGAGUUCGGAUGAUGAUAGCGAUCAUAUAAAUAUUGAUAAGUUGAAAACGAUACGCAAUAAGGCGGCACAGCGCACACAACAACAACAGCAAAAGGAGGCUAGUGUACAGCAUGCAGAGAAUCAUGCUACAGAAUCUUCGGCGGUGGUUAUACAGAAGAUUUGGCGCGGCUAUCGUACACGCAAGAAAACCAAGUAUAUCGCCGAGAAGCUGCUCAAGAUACGCACACACGAGUAUAUUGAUAAGCUAACCAAAGAUAUGGAGCUGACCAAAGCGCAGCUGGAGAAUGAACGCAAGAUACAGCAGCUACAAAUGCAGGCUAUAAAUGCGUUGUGGAAGAAGGUCUCCACCAUGCAGGGUGGCGCAACCGUCAGUAGUGCCACAACCAGUUUGGGUGAUAGCACAGCUACAGCGGCUGCGGAUAGCAGUAAUGUCAGCGUUUCGACGGAGUGUGGGCGUACCUUAGCGCUGGAUAACAGCUCCACCGCGGCGGUACAUGACUUGGCCAAGACAUGUACAAUGCUUACCAAUCAGGUGCAACAACUGCAAGGCUCCAUGCGUGACAUACUCAACUGCCUAACGUUAUUCUGCAACUUGCCACAGGAGAAUGUCAAGAAAUUGCUGUCAGCCGGAGUCGCAGACGCACUUGCCACCAAUGAGAAACGUGAUUGCGCUGCUACGCAAACGGAAAUCGUCGCUGUGCAUACGCCACAAAUUGAGAAUCAAAGUAAUUUCCCAUUCUCGAAAAUACGCCCAUCAACGUUGCCGCUGGACAAGCAGAAAUGUGGUGUGGGUGGUGCCGGUCAACAGCAGUCAGUCUCAACGGGUGUUGGUUGUUACUUACAGCAUGAACAAAUCGCCGAGGAUAGUGAGCCGGCAGAGCAAUUCAAUGAGAGCGGCAUACAGAGUGAGGAUGUGUGCAGCGUGGCUGAGUUGGGCGAUACGUGCGGUGAGAAAUCCGAUGGUGGCAAGGAGUAAAUUGCAGUUUUCUUACUUUUCAUAUGUGUAAAAUUUAGUUGCGUGUAGUGUAAUACCCAAGCAGUAUAACGGUGUAUAUAUUUGUGUGGGUGUGUUUGAGUGUGGAAAAAGUGUAAACUUCUCACAAAUUAAACAGUGUGCGCAGCCUAAAAAACACAGUGAAAUACACAGAUCUCAGCUACGGAAUGUA
Messenger RNA from Zeugodacus cucurbitae (melon fly), 3343 nucleotides. RefSeq names its product centrosomal protein of 97 kDa (gene Cep97). Gene Ontology annotation, molecular function: protein binding. The record is from RefSeq and is a predicted model, not a curated record. Lineage: Eukaryota; Metazoa; Arthropoda; Insecta; Diptera; Tephritidae. The transcript has 13 exons. Bases 505 to 3153 code for a protein of 882 amino acids.